Pseudomyrmex gracilis is the source of this 2113-nucleotide messenger RNA. It is a transcript of the gene Vha55, whose product is annotated as V-type proton ATPase subunit B. Gene Ontology annotation, cellular component: proton-transporting V-type ATPase, V1 domain. Gene Ontology annotation, molecular function: proton-transporting ATPase activity, rotational mechanism; ATP binding. Gene Ontology annotation, biological process: ATP metabolic process; proton transmembrane transport. The coding region runs from base 114 to 1601 and encodes 495 amino acids. The record is from RefSeq and is a predicted model, not a curated record. The transcript has 4 exons. NCBI's taxonomy places the organism in Eukaryota, Metazoa, Arthropoda, Insecta, Hymenoptera, Formicidae.
UCGGUCGACGCUGCGACGGAACAGUAUCUUCUGCUGUCUCGUCGGAGUGAGGAGCAGUCGCUGCGACCGAUAGCAGAGUGUGGCACAAAUUGGACCCGUAGACGCAACUCGAGAUGUAUUCGAAAACCAUCAGCGGCCACCAGGCGAAUCAGGAACACGUUCUCGCCGUGUCCCGGGACUUCGUCGCGCAGCCCCGUGUCACGUACAAAACAGUGUCUGGAGUAAACGGACCUCUGGUGAUAUUGGAUGAGGUGAAAUUUCCGAAAUACGCCGAAAUCGUACAACUUAAGCUCGCCGAUGGCUCUCUGCGUUCCGGCCAAGUGCUGGAAGUCUCCGGUUCCAAAGCCGUGGUCCAGGUCUUCGAGGGCACGUCGGGCAUCGACGCGAAAAACACUCACUGCGAGUUCACCGGCGACAUUCUGCGAACUCCGGUAUCCGAGGACAUGCUUGGCCGCGUGUUCAACGGAUCCGGCAAGCCUAUCGACAAAGGACCUCCGAUUCUAGCCGAGGACUUUCUGGACAUUCAAGGACAACCUAUCAAUCCGUGGUCCCGUAUCUAUCCGGAAGAGAUGAUCCAAACUGGCAUAUCGGCCAUUGACGUUAUGAACUCCAUCGCUCGCGGACAGAAAAUUCCCAUCUUCUCUGCUGCUGGUCUGCCGCACAAUGAGAUCGCCGCACAAAUCUGUCGUCAAGCAGGUCUUGUGAAAGUACCCGGCAAGUCCGUUCUCGACUCGCACGAGGACAACUUUGCCAUCGUGUUUGCGGCCAUGGGUGUGAACAUGGAAACCGCGCGUUUCUUCAAGCAGGACUUCGAGGAGAACGGAUCUAUGGAGAACGUGUGCCUGUUUCUGAAUCUGGCCAACGAUCCGACCAUCGAGAGAAUCAUCACCCCGCGUCUCGCACUGACCGCGGCCGAGUUCCUGGCGUAUCAGUGCGAGAAGCACGUGCUGGUCAUCCUCACCGACAUGUCCUCUUACGCCGAGGCGUUGCGCGAGGUCUCAGCCGCGCGUGAAGAAGUGCCGGGUAGACGAGGUUUCCCUGGCUACAUGUACACCGAUUUGGCCACAAUUUACGAGCGCGCCGGUCGUGUGGAAGGCCGCAACGGUUCCAUCACGCAGAUCCCGAUUCUGACUAUGCCAAACGAUGAUAUCACCCAUCCGAUUCCCGAUCUUACUGGUUACAUUACCGAGGGCCAGAUCUACGUCGACCGUCAGCUGCACAACAGGCAGAUCUAUCCGCCUGUGAACGUGCUGCCGUCUCUGUCGCGUCUCAUGAAGUCCGCCAUUGGCGAAGGAAUGACACGAAAGGACCACUCAGACGUGUCCAAUCAGCUAUACGCGUGUUAUGCUAUCGGAAAAGACGUCCAGGCGAUGAAGGCCGUCGUGGGUGAAGAAGCGCUGACUCCGGACGAUCUACUGUACUUGGAGUUCUUGUCCAAAUUCGAGAAGAACUUCAUCUCGCAAGGCAGUUACGAGAAUCGUACUGUCUUCGAGUCGCUGGACAUCGGCUGGCAGCUUCUGCGAAUCUUCCCCAAGGAGAUGCUCAAGCGAAUCCCGGCCAGCACCCUCGCGGAAUUCUAUCCGAGAGAUUCCCGCCACUAAUCGCACGCGUAAGCUUCCGAUGUGGGCGCGAAUCACUCGUACUACAUACACCAAUCAUCCGCGUGUCCCAAUCCUUUUCAUUGAUAUUAACUGAGAUAAGGUGGAUAUAAACCACGCUCGGUCUCGCGUACACUUGCAGCUAGGACCGACUAUUGCAAACUCGUAGUGUUUUAACUCGACAAGAGAUUUUUCGAUUAAAAAGCAGCGCGCUUUUCAAUGAAAAAAAAAAAAAAACAAACAAACAAACAAACAAACAAACUGAGCGUGGCGCAUCUUGUUACAGUGUUAUACAUAUGUUGAUGUUACAGGUCUACAGGAUCGUACACGGUCUUAUUUUUGUUUUUUUUUUUUGUUUUUUUUUUUUUUUUUGACGUGCAAUGAGGAUGUAAAGUAAAUAGCAUUAAUACUUGUUCCAUGUAAAAUACCUUGAAGCAAAUCAUCACACAGAUGAAUACUAACUCGCGUGCAAAUCUUCGCGAGAACCGCCGUGACUACGCGAACGUUAGUUAACA